AUGUCCAGCGGAGAGCAGUCACGGUCCUGGGCGCUGGCCAAGCCUGCUUUCACUGAGGCACAAGCAUCUGCUUUGCUGGAAUCCGUCUUUGGGCUCAGAGUGACUAAGAUCCGGCCUCUGCCCAGCUACGACGACCAGAACUUCUAUGUGGAUGCUUCGGGGGCAGAGGAGACAUCCGAUGGCCCUGCCCAGUACGUCCUGAAGAUCAGCAACGCAGAGGCCAGCAAAAACCCGGACCUGAUCGAGGUGCAAACUCAGAUCAUCACGUUCCUGAAGGCCGCAGGCUUUCCCACUGCCUCCGUGUGCCGCAGCAAGACAGGGAGCACCACCUCCACAGUGGACGUGGACAGCGGUUCCAGCACCAGCAGCUACGUGGUGCGGCUGCUCACCUACCUUCCCGGCAGACCCGUCGCUGAGCUGCCAGUCAGCUCCCAGCUGCUCUACGACAUCGGGAGGCUGGCGGCCAGACUGGACAAGACGCUGGAGGAAUUCCGUCACCCCAAGUUGAGCUGCCUCCAUCGGGAGGGCUUCAUCUGGAAUCUGAAGAAUGUACCACUGCUGGACCAGUAUGUGGGAGCCUUAGGCCAGAAUCACAGCCGACAGACAGUGAAGCGGGUCAUCCAGCUGUUCAAACAGCAGGUAGCAGGCAAGCUGAAUCACUUCCGGGAAUGUAUCAAUCAUGGAGAUUUUAAUGACCAUAAUAUUUUGGUACAAUCCAGCCAGUCAGCUUCUGGAGAUAAUGUGGACCAAGUAUCUGGGAUUUUGGAUUUUGAUGAUAUGAGCUAUGGUUACUACGUGUUUGAAGUGGCCAUCACCAUCAUGUACAUGAUGAUUGAGAGCAAGGAUCCCAUGCACGUUGGGGGUCAUGUCCUGGCAGGGUUUGAAAGUGUCAUCCCAUUGACGGCCGUGGAGAGGAGUGCCUUGUUCCUGCUUGUGUGUGCUCGGUUCUGCCAGUCGCUGGUCAUGGCUGCGUACUCUUGCCAGCUGCACCCAGAGAAUAGAGAGUAUCUCAUGAUUACCGCCAAGACCGGCUGGAAGCACCUGCAGCAGAUGUUUGACCUAGGUCAGGCAGUUGUAGAAAAAAUCUGGUUUGAAACUGCCAGGACCUAUGAACCCAGGAUAUCUCUGCAUGACUAGACCAAAGCUCAAUCAUUAAAACCAAAUAG
Molecule: messenger RNA, 1166 nt
Organism: Ochotona curzoniae (black-lipped pika)
Lineage: Eukaryota; Metazoa; Chordata; Mammalia; Lagomorpha; Ochotonidae
Gene: HYKK
Product: hydroxylysine kinase
Exons: 4
Coding region: 1-1137 (378 amino acids)
Molecular function (GO): amino acid kinase activity
Source: RefSeq, a predicted model, not a curated record